AUGACCGCCCCGCUGCGAUCCCUGCGGUCGACCGUCCGCCUCGCCGCCGUUCCUCGCCCCUCCUCCGCCAUCGCCUCUCGCCCCAUCUUGCGCCCUCAGCCGCCCCUCGCACAAGCCGCGCAGCCUUCUUUCCGCCCCACCUACAUUCAGGCAGCACGCAGCUUCCACUCGACCCCGUCGGCUCUGCACGGCGGCAAGGGUCGGCCAAAGCCCGGCGAAGGCGUGACCCUGCACUUCAAGCGCGCAAACGGCGAGAUCACGACCGUGCAGGCCAACGUCGGUGACGACAUUGUCGACGUCUCGUGGGAGUACGACCUGGACAUCGAGGCUGCGUGCGAGAAGUCGGUCGCGUGCUCAACGUGCCAUGUCAUCUUGGAGGAGGACAUCUAUGACAAGCUCGAGGAGCCGGACGACGACGAGAAUGACAUGCUCGACCUCGCCUUUGGGCUGACCGACACGUCGCGCCUUGGGUGCCAGGUCAAGGUGACCAAGGAGAUGGACGGCACGACGAUCACGCUGCCGAGCGCGACGAGGAACUUGCGGGUGGACGGGAGCAAGCCGACGCCGCAUUGAGUACCUCGUCGCCCUGCAACUCGCACGCAUCUCUCUCCC
Messenger RNA from Rhodotorula graminis WP1, 612 nucleotides. RefSeq lists its product as uncharacterized. Gene Ontology annotation, biological process: P450-containing electron transport chain; positive regulation of oxidoreductase activity. Gene Ontology annotation, molecular function: 2 iron, 2 sulfur cluster binding. Lineage: Eukaryota; Fungi; Basidiomycota; Microbotryomycetes; Sporidiobolales; Sporidiobolaceae. The record is from RefSeq and is a predicted model, not a curated record. The coding region runs from base 1 to 573 and encodes 190 amino acids. Gene Ontology annotation, cellular component: mitochondrion. The transcript has 6 exons.